AUGCGUCACUCGUUCAUAAUUCCUAGCCUUCUCGGCUCAGCGCUUGCUUUGACGGCACCGCCGGAAGGAGCCAUCACUGUAGGCGGCUCUGAUGGCCAAUUCCAGACCAUCCAGGAGGCUGUCGACUCCCUGGCCAACUCGACCUCCCCGCAAGACAUCUUCGUCUGGUCCGGCGUCUACGAGGAACAGGUCUUCGUGUCCAAGCACGCUGGGCCGAUCAAUAUCUAUGGCUACUCGGAGAACGACAGCUCCUACGAGGCCAACACCGUGACCAUCACCUCGGGCCUCAGCCAAGCCUUCAACCUGAGCAACGACCUGACGGCAACGCUGCGUGCGCACUCGCCUAACUUCAACGUCUACAACCUCAACAUUGCCAACACGUACGGCGAGGGCAGCCAGGCCGUGGCAGUCUCCGCACAGGCCACAAACCAGGGCUACUACGGCUGCAAGCUCACCGGCUACCAAGACACACUGCUGGCGCACGUCGGCAAACACUAUUUCGCCAACACUUACAUCGAGGGCGCCACCGACUUCAUCUUCGGCAUGCGCUCCGGCGCCUGGUUCGAGAACUGCGCGCUGCGCGUCCCCGAACCCAUCGGCGGCACGGGCUGGGUUACGGCAAGCGGGCGGCAGCUGGCCGACGACGGGUGGUACGUGAUCAACGGGGGCAGCGUGGCGGGCGUUGAGGGUGCCAACGUGACCGCCGGCGUGUACUAUCUGGGGCGGCCGUGGCGCAGCUUCGCGCGCGUCGUCUUCCAGGGCGUCUACCUCAGUGAGGUCAUCAACCCGGCCGGCUGGGCCAUCUGGUCGAAGAGCCAGAACAACACCGAGAACGUCACGUUUGCCGAGUAUGGGAAUACGGGACCUGGCGCGUGGAAUGAUGCAACCAGGGCGGAGUUUUCGGAGCAGCUGAGUGCGCCGGUGAAGAUUGAGGAGGUUUUGGGGGCAAACUACACGCUUUGGGUGGAUCCGAAGUUCUUGUAA
Molecule: messenger RNA, 984 nt
Organism: Lasiodiplodia theobromae
Lineage: Eukaryota; Fungi; Ascomycota; Dothideomycetes; Botryosphaeriales; Botryosphaeriaceae
Product: Carbohydrate esterase
Exons: 2
Coding region: 1-984 (327 amino acids)
Biological process (GO): cell wall modification
Molecular function (GO): pectinesterase activity
Source: RefSeq, a predicted model, not a curated record